Sebastes umbrosus (honeycomb rockfish) is the source of this 4061-nucleotide messenger RNA. RefSeq names its product interleukin 11 receptor, alpha (gene il11ra). Bases 141 to 1352 code for a protein of 403 amino acids. The transcript has 12 exons. The record is from RefSeq and is a predicted model, not a curated record. Lineage: Eukaryota; Metazoa; Chordata; Actinopteri; Perciformes; Sebastidae. Gene Ontology annotation, cellular component: membrane. Gene Ontology annotation, molecular function: cytokine receptor activity; protein binding.
CCACAACCCUGUCCGACUUUGUUGCUCUGGUGCCCCGCUAGUCCGUCCGGGGAGAGCCGAAGAACAACUCGACACAAAAGUCCCAACUAUGGAAGGCGAUAACAUAAUAAUGCCUGUUUGAGUCAGGGAGAUUUUCCAAGAUGCCAGGCCUUUUGUCCAGUCCUGUGUGUCUGACAGUCAUCUGGUUUUUAUCUUGGUCGCUGCGCCCCAGUCGUGCUCAAAUUCGGACUGAUGAAGUGUCAGGCGUGCAGUACGGGCACUUGGAUUCCAAUGUGACACUGGCAUGCGGGAAGUCACAAAUCAGGAUACCUGUGGUGUGGCAUCUCAACCACAGCUCAGUGUUGCCAUGGCACAGAGUGACAUCAGAUGGAACCUUAGUCCUGCUGCACGUCGACCACUCAGCGCAGGGCAACUACAGCUGCUAUGACAACCAGGGGCUCCUCCUCCACUCCGUCAAACUCAGGCUGGGCCACCCCCCUGGGCUGCUGAGCAUUUCCUGUCAUGUGCCCAAUCACACGCAUGUUCGCUGCUCCUGGGUGGAAUCAGUAAAGACCUUCCUGCCAGCCAAGUACAACGCCUCCUUCAGGGGGACUGGUCAGGAGUGGAGGCCGUGCGUUGUGGAUGUCGUCCGCAAGCUCUGUCUUGUAGAUCAUCCUGCCUUCUGGCAGACCAUCCAUACCCUGAGACUCACAGAGACCAACGCCCUGGGGUCCGAGACAACAUCUGCCCGCUUUAGGUUACAUGACCUAUUGAAACCAGACCCUCCAGAGUCACUGUUGGUGAACGAGAUAGAAGGCUAUCCAAAGAGGCUGAUCGUCUCAUGGAACUUCCCCUCUUCCUGGCCUCUGCACGAUGCUUUCCCCCUCAUAUUUCAGAUCAGAUACAGGCCUCAGGGCUCUGUGUACUGGUCAGAGGUCUUCUCCGAGGAGAGUCCGUUCGUGAUAUUUGACGCCCUGGCUGGUCACCUCCACCAAGUUCAGAUCCGAGCCCGUGACGAGGUGAACUCUGACAGCCAGUGGAGUGAAUGGAGUGCCCUGCUUCUCGUCAGGCCUUGGGAAGACUCCUCCACCCCUGAAUCUACAGAGGAGUUCCCGCCAGACGAAAGUUUUCCAGACUAUUUUUUUCCCUUCGACACAACACCUGAAACCUCCACCGCCAAGUCACACAAUUCUGUACAUCCUGAGGAUGACGGUAAUUUGGGUUUGGUGAUUCUGCUGGUUUUGUUCUCCGUGGUCAUCCUCACCACCGUCCUUUCCCUCAUCUUUAUCAUGUGGGUGAGGCAGAGGCGGCGCGAUCACGGGACCAAACAGGAACUCACCUCUAUGGUCAAGAUGAAGUCCAUGCCAAUCUAAUGUUGAUUUCAAGCAUAUUCUCCGUGUCAGCCCGUUCUAGGGCUCCUCCCAGGAGUCAGCCUCUGCCUUCACCACAGUAGCAAGCUGACUGUCCGUAUUCAACUACAUUAACCAGAAUGCAUCAGCCAGGGUCUAACCAGGAUCCGGGACAGGGAUGAACCCAUACACGGACCUUUGCGGAGUAGGGUUAAAGUUGCCCAGUUUAUAAAAGCUGACUGACGGGUAUGUUUUUGCAAGAGUUCCCUGUGACCUAUUCAGUGGUCACAUCUAACUGCACUACCCAUAAUGCAUCAGCAGACUCCACCUGCUGUCCACGGGGACAGGGAAAACAGACCCUACUCUGUUUCUUUUAUGAUCACUUCAACAUUUUUCACUGCAGUUCAGUCCUCAGCGGACUGUAGGAGCGACGCUGCAUCAGGACAUUUGAGUUCACUCACAACCAGUGCUGCUUCAGGUGGACUGACUCCUCGCCCUUUUUUGGAGACGAGCAACAUUUUUUGAACUUUUAAGCAACGAGUAAAGAAGUGCAGCUGCCAAACAAGAGAACAUAGGCUUUUUUUGUUUUUGUGGAAAGAUUUUUCUGGGACAACUUUAAUCUCUUCUCCCACCCAGAAGUCCUCACGUUCUUUUUAUUUCUUUUUUUAUUUUGAGAUUCAUCGGGAGAAGUCACAGAUUAAUGUGCGUCCGUUUAUUACAUCGACUGACCGACCGACCGACUCAAUGCUGUGAAGGAAGCAUAACUGCCAGUCUCUCUGUGUGUGCAUCUGAUGCCAAAGCAGCAACUACGGGCAUUAAUGGUCUCAGCUGAGGGGGGCAGGAGGCCUGAAUUGAGGGGAUGGACAUGGAGAACAAGGUCCAGGGUGGGGCGGGUUGGGUUGCCUAGACUUUAUUUCAUUUAUGACAAGUGAUUUUUAUGUUGCAUGAUAUGCUUGUUUUCGUUGUCUGGUGUCUUUAGCAACGGGUGAUCUUUUGUUAUACCUCUUUCUAUCCAUCCAUCCAUCCAUUGUUACUGAAUGUGUGUGAAGACACACAUGGGGGAGAGUGAGAUAAGAAAAGAGAUACUGGCCUUUCACAAAACCACCAGCAUUAUGACAUUACAUAGACAUUUAGUUAGCCAGAGAAUAUUAAACCAUAGACAUUCAGCUGUCCUGUCUAGACUCCAAACAACCCCUAAUAACUUCUCUCUCAUUGUGUGCCCAUUACAUUUCUUUCUUAAAAAACACCAGGCUGAAAAGCAGUGUUUUGCUGCCCUCUGUGGUUGAAGGUUUCAUCCCUGUUUCACUUCUGGACACACACCAGUGAUGGGAAUGGUUGGGUGUGGUGGAUGAUUGGGCUUUGUUGCACCUAAAACCACAUUUUUUGUCAGAUAUUUAAUUUACAACGAUAUAAAAACUGAGAAAAGCAGCAAAUUGUUAAAUUCCAGUCGGUGCAACUUUAAUAUUUGGCACAUAAAAUGAUAUAUGACAAGCAAUCGAAUAUCAAAAUUGUAGUCGAUCGGCUAAUACAUUAAUACACUCUCAGCCUCUUAGGCCAUUGUUACACCGUUAAAGUUACUAUAACCCCCUUUUUAACUUGAUAAGACUUCACAGUGUUUCAUGUAAGUUGUUGGUCUGGGGUUAUACAGCCAGGUUACCUGCAGAUGAGAGGAAUACAGUAACAUAAGAGGCAUAUUUUAACUAGAUACAAAAGCUUAUUAAAGGUUGCCUAUACUGAUAUAAUGAAAAGAAAGAGGUUGUAGAUUUAAAGGUAGAAACGCAUGGUUCAUUAAGAUGAAAAAAGACAGAUUGCUAAAAAAAUGUAUGAAGCACUUUUCCAUCAAAGUAAUUUGAGGAAUAAUACCUAAAAGUCCUUUUGGGAAACUGCUCUCAUGAACAAGUAUCACUGACAGCGCUACUGUAAUUUUAGUUCUAAUGAAAGUGGAUGCAGAAAGCUUACUAGUGCAACUCACAGCUAACUUUGACAUGGGUUCUUUUCACUUGGUGAGUGGGCUCUCACAAUCACUGCUACCAUAAUCCGAAAUUAAAUGGUUUGCGGCUAGUUAUUAUGGAAACAUUCAGUAGCAUUGUGUUCUUGUACAACACAUUAAAUAACAAGAGAAACAGUAUGCACCAGUUAAGCUUACAGUAGUAAAUUGCCGGCUUCACCAACUGGUCAGUUAUCUCAUGAAAGUUAAUGAGUUUAUGUAGCUGGAUCAGAGCAUGUUUGGUUGGUGGGUGUGAACAUGAGAUGGGCACCAAUACGAUUUAACUGACAAGAGCGACUCUCGCUCACUGUACUCGUGUCUCACGUCCCACCGACUCACGAAAGAAUGAAUGGUCUCUGGGUGGCCACCGUAUGAAAAGCCCUAAAUACCUCUAGAACAGUAUAUCUGGUUUAGUUUUGCUUUUGACACCUACAAACCUUGUGUCCUGUCUGUAACCGAUGGAAGUGAGAGGCUCUACUGCUUGAGUGGGGUGCUCACAUAAAAAAAAAAAAAAAUUUUUUUUUUUUUCUCUUUCUGUCGGUCUGGUGGAUAUGGAAGCCCAUUUACGCCAAUGUGAUGAAAAAAAAAUCCUGUGUGUCAUUAUAAUAUUGGGUCUCUGUAAAUUAGAGUACGGUCUAGACAUGCUCUAUAUGAAAAGUGUCUCGAGAUAACUUCUGUUGUGAUUUGACGCUAUAUAAAUUAGGGCUGUCAAUCAGAAACCCUCACAGGUAAUGCAUUUAGCAUAU